AGGUUUACUCCAAAUAUAGAGUAAUUUGUUUUUUCUUUGUUCAUCACUCUAUUUUCUACUCUAAAAUAGAGUAACUCUAUAAUAGAGUUUGAGUUUGCUCCAAUGAUACUCUAUUUUGGAGUAAAAAAUAGAGUAAGCCAUUGGAGAUGGUCUAAUAGAGUAACUCUAUUAUAGAGUAAACCAUUGAAACAAAAAAUACUCUAUAAUAGGAUUAUUCUAUUUUACUGUGAAUUAUAGAAAAAAAAUAGUAUUCUAUAGGAAAUGGUCUAAUGUUAUGUUAGUAAGCUAAAGUUGUAGAUAUGCAAUACCAUGAAGGACCAAAUGGUCAAUGAAUGAUGGAGACGAACGAUGGACUUUUUAAAAGUUGGAAACCGUUCCUUAUAUUUAAUUAAUGGACUUGAGACCAUUUUACCAUCAGAGAAUUGGUCAUUGAGUGUUUGAUACAGAAGUCUUGAAAGUUGAAACAACUUUACUCUCUUAUCUAAUGGACUUCGAGACAGCUUUGAGUGUGGCCGUUGUUCAACUGAGUAAUGGUGCGAGUCUUGAAACUUGAAACUACUUUCACAGUUUCAUUCCCUCUAUUUAAAUGGACAUGAGAGACAAUGUGACCAUCACAGAAAAUGGCCUCUUCCUCUUCAUUGGUUCUGUCGUCUCCGUCUUUGACUCCGGUAAUAAAAGACGGAGAAUAUAAAAACUGGGCGGAGCUUCCGUCCGAACUAACGUCAUCCAUCCUGCAAAGGCUCAGCCUGGUUGAGAUAUUGGAAAACGCUCAGAAAGUGUGUACGUCUUGGCGUCGCGUCUGUAAAGACCCUUCUAUGUGGCGGAAGAUUGUCAUGCAUUACCUUGGAAACUUGUGGUACGACCGCGAUAUCAUGUGCCGUCACGUAGUGGAUCGUAGCCAGGGUGGCUUGAUUGAGAUUGAAAUUUGGUAUUUUUGUACUGAUUCUCUUCUCAACUACGUCGCUGAUAGGUUAUGUCUCUCUCUCUCAUGAGGUCUAGCUGGUGCUGCUAAGUUCUUUUGUGAAUAUGUUUUGCGUUUUUAGC
Brassica rapa (field mustard) is the source of this 1044-nucleotide messenger RNA. Its product is annotated as F-box protein SKIP19-like. The record is from RefSeq and is a predicted model, not a curated record. Gene Ontology annotation, molecular function: protein binding. NCBI's taxonomy places the organism in Eukaryota, Viridiplantae, Streptophyta, Magnoliopsida, Brassicales, Brassicaceae.